This is a messenger RNA of Schistocerca serialis cubense, 927 nucleotides long. RefSeq lists its product as uncharacterized. Gene Ontology annotation, cellular component: membrane. The record is from RefSeq and is a predicted model, not a curated record. Bases 1 to 927 code for a protein of 308 amino acids. Gene Ontology annotation, molecular function: odorant binding; olfactory receptor activity. NCBI's taxonomy places the organism in Eukaryota, Metazoa, Arthropoda, Insecta, Orthoptera, Acrididae. The transcript has 4 exons. Gene Ontology annotation, biological process: sensory perception of smell.
AUGAUGCGACUGCUGGGGUUGUGGGGCGCGCCGGUGUCGCGCGGCUGGUUCUGCUUGGCCAUGGUGGGAUUCGUGGCGGUCACCAGCGCGGGCAAGCUGUGCCUGAACACCCUCGAGGAGCUGACCGCGCUCGCCGACUACGCCUACACUGUGCUUCGGCUGUCUGCCAUUAUAGUGAAGGUUGCCUUCUUCAUUCUGCAGAGGAGAACUAUCCAAGAACUUGUGAAGCAAUUGGCGGACACCAGGAAGACCUACGGGAGAACACAGGCCAAUCAUCGCGUCCGCGACUUCUAUCAACGCCGCGCCACCACUAUCUACCGCAUCUUACAGACAUUCGUGGUGGCACUGGUUUGUUUGUGGGUCAGCGCCCCGCUGCUGCACCACAAAACGACUGAUGACUUUCCUGACUCAGAGGAGGGCGACCGCCGGCCGCCGAUGCCCAUCUGGCAACCCGAGCAGUCGCCGGCCUACGAGACGGUGUUCGUGGUGCAGGCGCUGUGCGGCACCAUGUCGCAGCAGCUCCCCUUGCUGCUGGACACCUCCUUCUACAAGCUGUCGCUGCUGGUGACGGCCGAGUUGCACGUCCUCAACGACUACCUUGCAGUGCUCGGGAGAACGGGCGCGUCUACCGAGAGAAAGGCGAGCUUUCCUACUGACGUGCCUGGACAGAAAAGAGAAGAAGUAGCUAUUCAAUCAAUUAAACGAACUGCUGCUCCACUCACUGAGCAUAACGAUAGUCCAGGAAAGCUGCUAUACAUGCAAUUCGUCGUAAACGUACGUCAUCAUCAUCAUCAGUUCCUAGGGCUGUACAUGGCGACAUUCAAGCGCACGGCCUUCUGCUGUUACAUUGCAAUAAAAGACUCCCUCUCACCUUCAACUCGAAUGCAGAACUCGGGGGAAAGGGUCGGUCGCUUUGUACACAGCUGA